This is a messenger RNA of Saccostrea cuccullata (small rock oyster), 366 nucleotides long. Its product is annotated as pulmonary surfactant-associated protein A2-like. The record is from RefSeq and is a predicted model, not a curated record. NCBI's taxonomy places the organism in Eukaryota, Metazoa, Mollusca, Bivalvia, Ostreida, Ostreidae. The transcript has 2 exons. The coding region runs from base 1 to 324 and encodes 107 amino acids.
AUGGAUUUUCAAAAGUCGUGUCAGCUAGUGGAAGUUAACGAUGCAGAGGAAAACGACUGGAUAACGAAGAAUGUAUUAACGAAUGUUUCCUGUGAGGACAGAUAUGACUGUACCAUAUGGACAGGAGCAAAUGAUAGGGAGAACGAGAGUUACUUUGUUUGGGAAUAUUCCAAAUCUCCGGUGGGGGAUUUAAGGUGGUCCUACGGAAACCCGAAUGGAGGACAGGAAAGGAACUGUGUAGACAUGUUUUAUGAUGGCGAGUUUAACGAUAGGCCGUGUUACUACAAGAAUGCUUACAUGUGUGAAUGGGAUGGUUUUCUCUGAAACAUUUUUCACAUACAGUCACACUUUUGGUUGACAAAACAA